Messenger RNA from Plasmodium malariae, 3396 nucleotides. Its product is annotated as mitochondrial carrier protein, putative. Lineage: Eukaryota; Apicomplexa; Aconoidasida; Haemosporida; Plasmodiidae. The coding region runs from base 1 to 3396 and encodes 1131 amino acids. Gene Ontology annotation, biological process: iron import into the mitochondrion. The transcript has a single exon. The record is from RefSeq and is a predicted model, not a curated record. Gene Ontology annotation, molecular function: ferrous iron transmembrane transporter activity. Gene Ontology annotation, cellular component: mitochondrial membrane.
AUGAACGAAUUAUCAGUUAAUGACGCGUUUGACGAAAUUGAAAUGGAAUCUUUUGAUUUUAUUUGGGAAGAAUGGGAAGAAUAUAAGGGUGACAUUCCCAUGUGGCAACAUAUAUUUUGUGGUAGCAUUGCAGGGUUAAUGGAGCAUGUUUUUAUGUACCCAUUGGAUACCCUGAAAACUUAUAUUCAAACAAAUGAUCGUUUAAAAAGUAAGAAAAUGUCUGAAAUGUGUAACUUAUACAGUUGCACAGGUAAUAAUAACCAUUUUAGUGAAUUAUGUGUACACAAUAAUGGUAUUAGUAAUAAUAUUAAUAUUAAUGCUCAUAUUGAUAAGAAAAAGUUUUGUUCAUCCACUGGAUGUGAUAACUGUAUAUAUAAUAAGACAUGCUGUUAUAACAUUUGUAAUAUGAAGAUAUUUGGACGGUUUAAUAAAAAUAAUAUGCGCAGUAUGAACACAUUUCAAGGAUUAGGGGGAAAUAAAAACUUACUAAGUAAAUUUCAUUAUAAUUUACGUGCAGGAGAAAAAGAUGUAGCCCAUGUCAAGAACAAACAAUUUAGGCAAAAUAAUUAUUGCAAUAAAAUAUUGAAUAAGCGUUUAAAUAGUAAAUGUAAUGAUAAAUAUGCUAACUGUAAUUAUAGGCAUAUGUCAUACGCUUUGAAAGGAGGAAGACGGUAUAAUUUAAUUGUCCGGUCUUCCUUAAAAUCAGAUGAUAGCCCUUCGGCAUACAACUGUAAAAAUAGAAGGGUUAAUUCUUUAAUGCAUAAUAUUAACAAAAUGGAAUAUAAUAAAUUGAGAAGAGGUUCUGAUAAAAGGAAGGAAAAUUUAGGAAAUGGAAACACUAACAUUGCUGUGAAGAACGCUGUGGUUGGAUCAUCAUCAAAUGGUAGUAGUAACAAUAAAGAUAACAACUGUAAUAGGAACAAUUGCAAUUUAAAAGAAAAGAAAGUAUGGCUCUUUUUGGAUAAUAAAAAAGAAAACAAUUUCCGUAAAUGGAAAGAAGUUUUAUCAAAGAGCAUUUACAAGAAGGAUAAAGUAAAAGAAAGUUCUCGAAGAAUAAAUUACUAUAAAUAUUCGAUGAAGAGUAAAAGUAUGAAAAUUUUAAAACGUAUCCCAAAUUUUAGUAUUCAUUUAAAGUUGUUACUACAAAAGGAAGAUACAAAUUAUUUGAAACAUGGCUAUCUUACACGUAUGCAAAAGAAUAAAAUUUUAUUGAACUCAAUUUUACACAAAAAUAUACUGAUAAAAAAUGAAAAAGGGAAUAAUACAUUUCUAUAUAUUAAAAGGGGAAAUUGUUUAAGUUCUUUGGUGAACAGUAUGAAGGAGACACUUAUUUGUUCUGUGAAAAAGUGUUACCAUUUUAGUAGAUUUAAUAAAAUUAUUAAGGUAAAAGAUUUUUCUUCAAAUUUAUCUUUUAAGUUUUUUUUUCAAAAAUUUAUGUGUGCUGGUGAUGCAAACGUGCAAAGGGAAAUGUUGAGGAAUUAUUUUAAAUUGCCUAAAGGCUCAGAUAAUAAUAAUAAUAGUAAGAAUAGUAAUGGUAGCAAUAGUAUUACUUAUAAUAAUAGUUAUGGGAAUAGUCGUUCUCGUUAUUGGAAUUAUUAUAACUUUAGUAGAACAAAUAAGAAAGGGAACACAUUUCAGAAUUGCUAUAUGAAUAUUUUGAAUACGUUGAAAAAUAAAAAAAAUUAUAUCAACACUUUUGCAUACUCUGUUCAAAAAAUGAAAAGUGCCCUCCUAACAAAUUUUAGAUUGGAAAAAAAUACAUCAUCAUUAAUUUUAUCAAAUGAGGAACGAAUGAGAAAUAAAUGUGCAAAUUAUUCCACAUUAUUUAGAAAUAAUAACAUUUUUUUAAAUAAUUUAAUGUAUGUUACGAAAAGCAAUAAUUGUAAAAGUCUGUUUGAUAGAAAUAUUCAUUCAUCAAACAAACCGAAUUUUUACAAAAAUUGUAGUAGGAAUCGAAUUAGUAACGAAUUUAAUAAAAAUUUUAAAAGUUUUAAUUUUUUUAAAAGUAUUUUUCCAGAUAUAAACAAUAGAAUAAAUAUUACAACAAGAUAUAAUUGUAGUUUAAUAAGAAAUAAUGUGGUGAAUUUAUACAAAGGAGUAAAUGUUGUUAUGUUAGGGUGCAUUCCGGCACAUGCAUUGUAUUUUUCAACAUUUGAAUAUAGUAAGAAGUAUUUUUCAAGUAUGAGUACAGGUUACUUUCCAGUUAAUAUUUUAAACAGUAAUAGUAAUAAUAGAAGUAGUAGAAGUAAUAAAAUAGAUGGAAUAAACUACAAACUAAAUGACUUAAAUUAUUUUGGUAUAGCUGUGUCUGGUUUUCUAGCAACAGUAGCACAUGAUAUAAUUAUUACUCCAAUUGAUACAUUAAAACAAAGGAUUCAACUAGGAAUAAAUAAAAAUUCCUUAGAUUCUUUAAAAAUUUUAAGAGAAAAUGGAAUUAGAAGUUUAUAUUUAAGUUUACCAAUAACACUGCUGAUGAACAUACCUUAUCAAAUUAUUAUGAUAUGUACUAAUGAAAAAAUGAAAAAAAUUUACUUUGAAUAUGUAUGCAAUAUGAAUGGUGCAAGUAAAAAUAAUUAUGAAAAUAAAUAUACGAGUCAUAAGGAUAGUAACUCAGGAAAGGUGAAAGAAGAGUUCAAUGAUCUACAUAAUUCUCAAAAUAAGAGGCAAAAUAUUAAUAUAAUAAAUGAAUAUAAUGAAUUGAAACGGACUGAAAAAUGUGGUAAUAAUACGAGUAAUUCAAAUUGUAACAUGGAAAAAGUUAGUGGAAUGAAUAAUAAAUUAAUGAAGUUUUAUAUUGAUCAAGAUUUAUAUUCUAUGAACAAUUUUAGUAAGAACAGAGAGAGGAAAUUUUUACAAAAUGAUAUUGAAAAUGCUAUAGGAAGAAACCUAACAGGUUUUAAUGAAGAACAAACUAAUCGUGACCUUUUCAUAAAGAAUGUUGUUAAUAGAUUAGAAAAUGAUUCGAGUAAUAAUAAUGGUACACAACAUUUUGAUCAUAAAAUAAGGGAUUCGUUCGAUAUUUCGAAACAAAAAUUUAAUAAUAAUAUGGAAUUAAAAAAUAUAUGGAUGGAUAAUUAUAAUAAAAAUGAUUUUUUUAAUAAAACGUUUAAUCAUAUUACUUCCUAUUUCGUAUGUGCAGGAAUUGGUGGGGGUAUAGCAGCUGUAGUAACAAAUCCUCUUGAUGUAAUAAAAACAAGAAUUCAGACAGAAUGUUUUAAUACAAAAGGUUUUAAUUUUUUUAGAGUAGUUUCUAAUUUGUAUUAUAAGGAAGGACUACGUUCCUUUUUCAAGGGAUCCCUAGCAAGAAUGGCCUUGUGUAUACCGGCUUCAGCGGUAUCGUGGGGAACAUAUGAAACAAUGAAGAGAUUUUUCAAAAUUAACUUUAAUUCCAUGUAG